UCUUUUCUUUCCUCUCUGAUUAAUCGCCAUUUUGUCAACUCUGCAUUCUAUAUUACGAGCGGUUAAUUUCGUUGCAUGGUGUUGUUUCAAUUAUCAAUUUAAAUUCUGAGUAGUUGAACUGAGAAGAACUUUUUCUUUUGUAGCCGUCACACUUAAGCAUGGUAGGGUCAAGAGUUUAUGUCGGUGGCCUUCCGUACGGAGUCCGAGAGAGGGAUCUAGAACGGUUUUUCAAAGGCUAUGGCCGCACGCGAGAUAUCCUUCUCAAGAACGGUUAUGGUUUUGUUGAAUUUGACGACCAUAGAGAUGCUGAUGAUGCUGUUUAUGAAUUGAAUGGCAAGGAAUUACUCGGGGAAAGAGUGUCUGUAGAGAAAGCGCGAGGUACGCCGCGGGGGAGUGAUGUCUGGCGAGGCUCGGGCCAUGGCCGCAGUUUGGCGCCUCUCCCGCGCCGGCCGUCUCGCGUGCGCGACAGGGAACCAGAUUACCGGAGUAACGACAGAUAUGGACCACCAACUCGCACGGAAUACAGGCUGAUAGUUGAAAACUUGUCCAGCAGAGUCAGUUGGCAGGACUUGAAGGACUACAUGCGCCAGGCAGGAGAAGUUACAUACGCCGAUGCUCACAAAGAUCGUAGAAAUGAAGGAGUUGUGGAAUUUGCCACACAUUCAGACAUGAAGAAUGCUUUAGACAAGCUGGACGAUACAGAGUUAAAUGGUCGAAGGAUCCGGCUCGUAGAGGACAGGAGGGGCGGCGGACGACGCUCUCGCUCCUCCAGCAGCCGCAGCCGCUCUCGGUCACGCUCUCGUCGCACCCGCUCUAGGUCUCGUAGCCGAAGAAGCAGCAGGAGCCGAUCUCGCAGAAGUAGCAGGUCCAAGUCCAAGUCUCGCUCCCGCUCACGAUCCAAAUCUCGCGGAAAAGAUAGAUCAAAGUCUAAAUCUAGGUCUCGCUCCAGGUCUGAAUCAAAGAAACAGUCCAGGUCAAAGUCCAGAUCUCAGUCUGUAUCUAAAGGAAAGCCAAAAGAAAGAUCUCGCUCCCCAAGCAAAGAAAAGUCAAAGUCCAAGAGCCGAUCACCUGAGAAGAAUGGAGACCGAUCACCCGAGGUUCAAGACAAUUGAAUUUGUUUGUAACUUUUUUAUUUGUUUGAUGAUUGUGAUUUUUUAUGCAUAAAGAAUUAUUUGUAGUUUGGUUGGUUGAGAUCAGGCUGGUUGUUUGGGUCCAUUUUUACAGAUGUCAUCACAUUUUGUCCUAAAUUCUUUGACUGAAAUCUGUAUAUGUAUAUUACCAAACUCCUUAGUAAGAAUCAUAUUUUGUUGGAUUAAUUUUUAUUUGUCACAGGUUAAUCCAUUCAAAUUUAGGUUUUCGUUCUUUAAGUUCAAAUACCCUACUUCUUUAACAAUGUGUAGAAAGAUUUUCUUAAUAUAAGAUUUUUGUAAAUACAUUGUUUUCUUACCCUUAAGCAGUUUUGAUCAUUUGUAGGAUAAAUAAUGUUAUCAGUACGCUCGAUGUUGGCUUUUAUUUGGCAGGGAAUGAUUGAGGGAAAAUUUUUAAAUUUAAGUUAAUUAAUUAAAAACAAAAAUCAUUUUAAACUAUAUACCUGCAUAUUUUGUUAUGCAUAUCAAGUGUCAUUGGUAUUUUUUGUCCAACAAAAUCAAGUUGUUGGCUCUUUGAUUUUCUGUCAAUUUUAAGUUCAUUAGAAAGGUGCUUGGUAACUAUUGUAAAUAACAAGAACAAGAAUAUGCUUAAAGAGGUACUAACAAAAAUUGUGCAAGUCCUCGACCAUUGCAUUUCUAUUUAGUUUGUAGUCUGCUCAUAUAAAGUCAUGAUCUAAAAAUUUGUCAUUUCUAAUCUUGCCAAUCUAGUGCUCAUGAAAAAAAUGUGUAAAUUGAAGCACAUUAUCUUUUCCACAUUGUGUAAAAAUAUAAACACUGUAGUUGGUAUUAGUAAUAUCACUAAUGUGAAGUCAUAUGCUAGGAUAAUAAAACCGUUCAUACUUGUCA
This is a messenger RNA of Macrosteles quadrilineatus (aster leafhopper), 1994 nucleotides long. RefSeq names its product serine-arginine protein 55 (gene B52). The transcript has 11 exons. Gene Ontology annotation, biological process: alternative mRNA splicing, via spliceosome; mRNA splice site recognition. Bases 159 to 1112 code for a protein of 317 amino acids. The record is from RefSeq and is a predicted model, not a curated record. Gene Ontology annotation, cellular component: cytoplasm; nucleus; ribonucleoprotein complex. Lineage: Eukaryota; Metazoa; Arthropoda; Insecta; Hemiptera; Cicadellidae. Gene Ontology annotation, molecular function: mRNA binding.